AUGGCUAGAAAUCUUCAACUUACACCUUUAGUCUUUUCCCUCUUAUUCCUUAUGACCCUAAUCAAAACCUCUCAAGCUGGUAGCAUCGCCACCUACUGGGGUCUAAAUGUCAGUGAGGGAAACCUAUCAACUACCUGUGGCACUGGAAUAUAUGCCUAUGUAAACUUAGCCUUCCUAAACGUAUUUGGCAAUGGCCAAACCCCAGAAAUCAACCUUAAUGGUCAUUGCAACCCAGCAUCCAAUGGGUGCACCUUUCUUAGUGAAGAUAUAAAGUUUUGCCAAAAAUUUGGACUUAAGGUCAUGCUCUCAAUUGGAGGUGGAGUUGGAAAGUACUUUCUAGCUUCUCCCAAUGACGCAGAAAAUGUAGCAACAUAUUUAUGGAACAAUUUCUUGGGUGGCAACUCCUCUUCGCGUCCAUUUGAGGAUGCCAUAUUGGAUGGCAUAAACUUUGACAUUCAGCGUGGUUCAACACAAUAUUGGCAAGACCUAGCAAAGAACUUAAAGAAUCAUUCCAAUGUGUACUUAUCCGCAUCUCCACAAUGUCCAUUUCCUGAUAACUUUCUUGGUACUGCACUUAACACAAAUCUUUUUGACUAUCUUUGGGUUCAAUUCUAUAACAAUCCUCAAUGCCAAUAUGAUUUCAGUAACAGUAACACCACUAAUCUUAUAAGUUCAUGGAACCAAUGGAGUAGCUCAUUAAAGGUGGAGAAAUUAUUUUUAGGCAUACCUGCGGCUCCUCAGGCUGCUGUAAGUGGAUAUGUUCCAUCUCAAGUGUUGAAUGCUGAAAUUCUUCCUUUCUUUAGGAAGUCACCAAAUUAUGGAGGUGUGAUGCUUUGGAAUAGGUAUUAUGAUGAGUUAACUCGAUUUUUUGCCUCCAUUCUUGAAAGUGUAUGA
Molecule: messenger RNA, 894 nt
Organism: Quercus lobata
Lineage: Eukaryota; Viridiplantae; Streptophyta; Magnoliopsida; Fagales; Fagaceae
Product: acidic endochitinase-like
Exons: 1
Coding region: 1-894 (297 amino acids)
Biological process (GO): carbohydrate metabolic process
Cellular component (GO): extracellular region
Molecular function (GO): chitinase activity
Source: RefSeq, a predicted model, not a curated record